Molecule: messenger RNA, 927 nt
Organism: Ixodes scapularis (black-legged tick)
Lineage: Eukaryota; Metazoa; Arthropoda; Arachnida; Ixodida; Ixodidae
Product: elongation factor 1-beta
Exons: 10
Coding region: 72-875 (267 amino acids)
Biological process (GO): translational elongation
Cellular component (GO): eukaryotic translation elongation factor 1 complex; cytosol
Molecular function (GO): guanyl-nucleotide exchange factor activity; translation elongation factor activity
Source: RefSeq, a predicted model, not a curated record
CUGACCUAGACCCUUUUAACAGCACGUUGCAGUGUGUCUGGUGCCGAAAGCCGACCUCGACAGAAUCGAAAAUGGCACAGCACCUCGCUCACGAUUCGGUCUGGUUGGACAAAUACAAGUACGACGACGCUGAAAAGCAGUACUUGACCUAUCUUAACAGGGACCAGAUUGCUCAGGCUAAGACAUCGUCCCAAAGCUCACUAGUCGAUAAAAUAGCCCAGGCUCGACUGCAAAUUAAAAACUCUCUACAGUCAGGCGACACGCUGGGAAAGUGCAGCGGCAGCUCCCAAGACGACGGAUGGCAGAAGAAGCUGCUUCAAGAGCACGCAGAGCUUAAGAGCGCUCUCCAGGACAUUGUGAACGCCGUGCGUAAGAUGGAAGCCCGUCUUUCUGAGCUGGAAAGGGUGUGCCCCGCUGGAAUGCAGAAGCCCAAGGAAGCUGUGCCAAAGAAGGCUACAAACCAUGUGCCUGCCAAAAAGGAAGCGGAGGAGGAGGAGGACGACGACGUGGAUCUCUUCGGUUCGGAAGAGGACGAAGAGGCGGAUAAGGCGAGGGAAGAGCGUCUGAAAGCCUACCACGAGAAAAAAUCCAAGAAGCCCCAAGUGGUCGCCAAGUCGAGCAUCGUGCUGGACAUCAAGCCGUGGGACGACGAGACCAACAUGAAGUCGAUGGAGGUGGAGGUGCGCAAGAUCGCCAUGGAGGGCCUCAUCUGGGGAGUCUCCAAGCUCGUCCCCCUGGCUUACGGGAUACAGAAGCUGCAGAUUGUGUGCGUCGUAGAAGACGACAAGGUCAGCAUCGACGAGCUGCAGGAGAAGAUCGAAGCCAUAGAAGAACUGGUGCAAAGCGUGGACAUCGCCGCUUUCAACAAGAUCUAAGUUAACGGUGUGGAAACUGUCGUGAUUGAAUAAAGAUUGGUUCUUUUUUGCA